AUUAGAUGUGACCCGAAUGAAGCCUUCAAAUGUCAACAAUUUUUUAGACCCCCUAUCACCAUUAAAAAAUGUGCUUAAACGUAGAUAAUGUGUUAAAAUAUGCUCUAGACAUAACAAUAAGGUGAUACACCGCACAUAAUAUCGAGUAAGUUAUCGGGCAAUUUACCUUCCACUCACUGAGAUGUGUGCGAUAAUGGUAUAAAACUGGCGGGCAUAUGGGAAUUGUCACUUUGAAAUUUCACUCUGACCAGCGUCUUCGUUCUCAAGUUUUCCCCGAGGGGUGUUUUAGUGUAGAAAUGGUGUUUUUAGUGUUUUUGUUAAUUGCGGUCCAAACUGGUGUACAUUCCCAAGAUUUUGGCUACGAAGGAAAAGACGGUCCGCAGUAUUGGGGCAACACUUACUCGCAAUGCGUGGGGAAACACCAGAGCCCCAUUAACAUCCUGACCCGACUGACGAAAAUCAAAAAGUUUCCCCGGUUGGAGUUCGAACAUUUCGAUAAGCCUUUGGGGGACGUUAAUAUACAGAACAACGGACAUACCGUACUUUUAAAGCCCAUCGGUGCAAAAACCGACCUGCCCACGAUUAAAGGGGGCCCCCUGAAGGGCCUUUACAGGUUUCAACAGUUGCACUUCCAUUGGGGCGCCAACGAUUCCAUAGGGUCGGAAAAUAAAAUUAAUUCUUUAAGCUUUCCCUUGGAGCUUCAUGUGGUCAUGUACAACACGGAAUAUGGCCUAGAAAAAGCCUCGGUAACCGAAAAAGGGCUGGUGGUGCUCUCCUUCUUGUAUAGGUCGUUUUACAACAGCAACAAAAACUACGAGACCCUAAUAAACAGUUUGAAGAACGUGACGGUCUAUUUGUCCAACGUGUCCCUCGUGCAUUUUCCCCCGUUGGACCAGCUGGUAACCACCAAAAGGGCCGAAUAUUUUACUUACGAAGGGUCGCUCACCACCCCACCCUGCUCAGAAGUGGUCACAUGGAUCGAGUUUGUUCAUACAAUACCAUUAAGUUCGAAACAGCUGGCUGAGUUCAGGCACUUGACGUCCAGGAACGGCCUGCUGGAGCACAACUACAGACCGAUACAGCCUCUAAACAACCGAAUAAUUUACUUCAACUCUGCUGCAAAAAACCCUAUAAAAACGUGGAUCAGUUUGGUGCUAAUCCUGUUAUUUUUAAAUAGUUAAUUUUGUGACAAGACAAGGUACAGGAUUGUGAUAUAGUAAUUGUGAUAGUAAAAAGCCCUUAUAGUACACUUUAAGCCAACUUUAAUUAAAAAUAGAAUAUAAUACAAAUUAUAAAAAGUAA
Messenger RNA from Anthonomus grandis grandis, 1302 nucleotides. Its product is annotated as carbonic anhydrase 1-like. Gene Ontology annotation, molecular function: carbonate dehydratase activity; zinc ion binding. Gene Ontology annotation, cellular component: cytoplasm. The record is from RefSeq and is a predicted model, not a curated record. Lineage: Eukaryota; Metazoa; Arthropoda; Insecta; Coleoptera; Curculionidae. The coding region runs from base 216 to 1181 and encodes 321 amino acids. The transcript is spliced from 7 exons.